GAAUAGGACGCGGGUAUGCCACAAAACCCGGCAAUUGUGGGAGCUAAGACAAGUGGGUCUGAGGUUUAUGUUUUUUAUUGUACGAAACAAUUGGCAAAGGAACAAAAGGAUGAUUGUGAUCCUGAUUUGAGGUUAAGGGGUCAUGAUAUGGAAGGGUAUGGGUUGUCUUGGAGUCCCCUCAAGGAGGGAUUCCUUUUAAGUGGCUCUCAUGACCAUAAGAUAUGUUUGUGGGAUGUGUCUGCCAUGGCUCAAGAUAAGGUGCUUGAUGCAUUGCAUGUUUAUGAGGCUCAUGAAAGUGUUGUUGAAGAUGUAUCCUAGCAUUCAAAGAAUGAAAAUUUAUUUGGGUCUGUAGGGGAGGAUUGUUGAUUGGU
Molecule: messenger RNA, 371 nt
Organism: Juglans microcarpa x Juglans regia
Lineage: Eukaryota; Viridiplantae; Streptophyta; Magnoliopsida; Fagales; Juglandaceae
Product: WD-40 repeat-containing protein MSI2-like
Exons: 2
Coding region: 16-318 (100 amino acids)
Biological process (GO): regulation of gene expression
Cellular component (GO): nucleus
Molecular function (GO): histone binding
Source: RefSeq, a predicted model, not a curated record